Oreochromis niloticus (Nile tilapia) is the source of this 792-nucleotide messenger RNA. It is a transcript of the gene dnlz, whose product is annotated as DNL-type zinc finger. The record is from RefSeq and is a predicted model, not a curated record. Gene Ontology annotation, biological process: protein stabilization; protein folding; protein import into mitochondrial matrix. The transcript has 3 exons. The coding region runs from base 94 to 714 and encodes 206 amino acids. Gene Ontology annotation, cellular component: mitochondrion. Lineage: Eukaryota; Metazoa; Chordata; Actinopteri; Cichliformes; Cichlidae. Gene Ontology annotation, molecular function: zinc ion binding; protein-folding chaperone binding.
UCAUCAGAAUGCGACAACAUCCACGUUGAUGAAAUCAUUAGCAAUUUCAUCUGCGACUGAAAAGGGACUUAGCGUUUGAAUACAGCCGUGAAAAUGUUUUUAGAGAAGUGUCUGACACUCAGUUAUUCUUCGAGCACUGCGCGAGCGGUCAGCCGCUCUCUUUGGUCUCACUGUAACCGUGCAGCUUUGCGCAGACUCUGUGCUGUGGCUCACUGUCCGACCACAGGCGGGACAGGGCUGCGCUCCUCAGAGGACCACAGAGGCUUUUCUCUUCUGUCACCCGCUUACAGGUGCACACCUCGUCUUGGUAGUUACCGAAGACUCUCAAUUUCACGGAGUGUCAGCAGUGAGGCAUUGGGGCAGAUUCAGUCAACACAUUAUCACCUCGUUUACACGUGCAAGACUGUGUACUGUUCGCAGGUUUGCUCCACCAGAUCCAUGCAGAAGAUCUCUAAGCUGGCUUACCACAAAGGUGUCGUCAUAGUCACGUGUCCAGGAUGCAAGAAUCACCACAUCAUAGCCGAUAACCUCAAAUGGUUCUCCGACUUGGAAGGGAAAAGAAACAUUGAGGAAAUCCUCGCUGCCAAAGGAGAGACAGUGAAGAGGGUUGAAGGAAGUGCUGCUCUGGAGAUAGUGAUGGAUCAGUCCAGAGAAGACAAGCCACAGUGUGCUGAAGACACAGAGGAGUCUAGCAGUGACCCAGAAAAACGAUAACGCUCUGCUUUUACUGCAAUGUUUAUACUGUAAAAUUGCUAUAUUUAAUUUAUUAAUAAAAUCAAAAUUUUAAAUUGU